This is a messenger RNA of Fundulus heteroclitus (mummichog), 4742 nucleotides long. It is a transcript of the gene gpt, whose product is annotated as glutamic pyruvate transaminase (alanine aminotransferase) 2, like. The transcript has 11 exons. The coding region runs from base 198 to 1895 and encodes 565 amino acids. The record is from RefSeq and is a predicted model, not a curated record. Lineage: Eukaryota; Metazoa; Chordata; Actinopteri; Cyprinodontiformes; Fundulidae. Gene Ontology annotation, biological process: biosynthetic process. Gene Ontology annotation, molecular function: L-alanine:2-oxoglutarate transaminase activity; pyridoxal phosphate binding.
UCGCGUCUGGGAGGUGCAAAGGUCCGAUCGCUCAGCCGCUUUUAAAGGAGCGCGGAGGGGCCAAUUACACAACUUUGAAUUUCUCCUCUGCCGCGGUGUGAGGUAACCGGCCGGCGUGGCGCUGGUCUCUCCGUGGAGCUGCCGUCCUUUUUUUUAAAAAAAAGCUCGACCAGCUCUCCUAAAGCGACUCCUGCAACAUGCCAGCCAUGCGUGCGCAGCUUCUGUCGCCCAGAACCCUGCAGCUUCUGCGCCCGGGGCGAAACGCGCUGUUGUCCGCCGGCGCCGGCGGAGCGCACCGGGGUGGCGGUGCUCCCAGGUUCCGCUCACUGACCUCUCCCCCUCUGUCCUCCUCUUCUUCUCCUCCUCCUCCUCCCGGCAGAGCCUUGUCCAGUUUGAGCACUACGCGGCGUGGACUUCCCAAGGAGAAAAUGUCCGAGAACGGGAUGAUGUCCCGGGCCAAGGUGCUGACCAUCGACACCAUGAACCCCACCGUGAAGAAGGUGGAGUACGCCGUGCGGGGGCCCAUCGUGCAGCGCGCCGUGGAGCUGGAGAGGGAGCUGAGUGAGGGAAUGAAGAAGCCCUUCACCGAGGUCAUCAAGGCCAACAUCGGUGACGCUCAUGCCAUGGGUCAGCAGCCAAUCACGUUCUUCCGACAGGUACUGGCACUGUGCUCUUAUCCUGAGCUGCUGAGCGACAGCGCAUUCCCAGAGGAUGCUAAAAGUAGAGCAUGUCGCAUUCUGAACUCCUGCGGAGGAAACAGCAUGGGUUCCUACAGUGCCAGUCAGGGCAUAGAGUCCGUACGCCAGGAUGUGGCUCGUUACAUCGAGAGGCGUGACGGCGGCGUGCCCUGCGAUCCAGACAACAUUUACCUCACCACCGGGGCCAGCGACGGCAUUGUGACCAUGCUGAAGCUGCUGGUGUGCGGCGAAGGUGCGAUGCGCACCGGCGUCAUGAUCUCCAUACCUCAGUACCCGCUGUAUUCGGCUGCGCUCGCUGAGCUCGGCGCCGUGCAGAUCAACUAUUACCUUAACGAGGACAAGUGCUGGAGUCUGGAUAUCGAUGAGCUUCAGCGAGCUUUGAAUGAGGCCAGACUCUACUGCAACCCCCGAGCCUUGUGCAUCAUCAACCCUGGAAACCCCACAGGUCAGGUGCAGAGCAGAGAGUGCAUCGAGGAUGUAAUCCGAUUCGCUGCAAAAGAACGGCUCUUCCUGAUGGCUGAUGAGGUGUACCAGGAUAACGUGUACGCCGAGGGUUGCCAGUUCCACUCGUUCAAGAAGGUCCUGUUUGAGAUGGGCCCGGAGUACUCUGAGACGGUCGAACUGGCAUCGUUCCACUCUUCCUCAAAGUGUUACAUGGGCGAGUGUGGCUUCCGCGGAGGCUACAUGGAGAUCAUAAACAUGGACGACGACGUGAAAGCCCAGUUGACCAAGCUGCUGUCGGUGCGUCUGUGUCCUCCCGUUCCUGGACAGGCUCUGAUGGACCUGGUGGUCAACCCCCCUCAGCCUGGGGAACCUUCCUAUGAGCGCUUCAUCAAGGAACGCACAGCUACAUUAAGUGUCUUAGCAGAGAAGGCCAAACUUACCGAGCAGGUACUCAAUACUGUGGAGGGCAUCCGCUGCAAUCCUGUGCAGGGAGCGAUGUACUCCUUCCCUCGCCUGACCAUCCCUGAAAAGGCCCUUCAAGAGGCCAAGGAACUGGGUCAGCUGCCGGACAUGUUUUACUGCAUGAAGAUGCUGGAAGAGACAGGAAUUUGCCUCGUUCCUGGAAGCGGUUUUGGCCAAAAGGAGGGAACCUACCACUUCAGAAUGACCAUCUUGCCACCGACAGAUAAGCUGAAGAUCCUGCUGAACAACGUUAAGGAGUUCCACCAGAGGUUCACCCAGCAGUAUUCUUAGAUGAAAGCAUCUAUUGGACCUCCGCUUCGUUAGGAGGAGAUAUUGCCAACCACACUAAAAAGUCUAAGCCAAUCAGAAUAUAUCUGUCCCUAAUAAGUGCCUUUUCUACGACCGUUUCUCUGGUGGUCCCCGUGACGAAGCACUUAUAGCCAAGCUCAUUUGGACUUUUACGGACCCAGUUUACAGGGGAACUGGAGAAAAAAGAAAAAAAAAAAAACUGGAAAUGAAUAACAGACGGCCCUGUCUUAGUUUUGGUGCACAAAGUGCGGCUUCCUGUAAAGUCUGUGAUGUUUAACUUUCAAAGACGGUGAAUACUCUCUGGGUACGACGGGGCUUACGGUAACUGUUGAUGCGAAACUGAAAAAAACAGGCGGUGCAGUUAAAGACAAAGGUAAAAUCUCAAAAAAUGUUUUAACUGGUUGAUAAAACGCCAUUCCUGCAGACUAAACUUGAUUGUGAGAAUAUACGUAAAAAGUCUCACUUGCAUGACGUUUCAAUAGGCAUUAAUUUUAUAGAGUAGUAAUAACUGUACGAAUGUCUUUUAUGAGUUUAUGACCUUUUACAAUUAGAGAAAUAAUUGUUCUUUUUUGAGUUUUAAAAUCGGAUCAUGGAUUUUCUUUGCUUUCGUUGUUUACUGUAUUGAAAGUUUUAUUUUUUUAUUUGUCAAAACACAAAUGUAGACGGGUUUAUUGUUUUUACUUAAUUUUACCUAAUCUUGAAAAGUUUACUCUCUUUUUUUCUUCUUCUUCUUUACUUUAGUUUUAUUUUCUUAAUUGAAACAGAAUGCAGCACAUUUGUCAUCUCACACGUCACUUUUUUUGCUGUACAUACAGGGCUCUUAAAAUGUCACCGGUUUAAGAAGAUUUGUUGAUCAUUAAACACGGCAGUUUAAUGUUUUAAAGGAGCAGUGACAACUUUUCCUUCAUUUUUUUUUUUAGAUUAAUUUGUUUAGUUUAAAGCAAAGAGCCUCUGCAUAAUGAUCCCAGCUGGGGUGGUGCUGCUUCAGCCUGAUUUGGAUCAGAAGCCGUUGAGUUUCUCCAACAAACUCUUGAUUAAAAUUGCUGCACAACUGGGAUUAGUGAGCACUUCACUGACUGAGUAUCCAUUUUCAUCUCCUCCUGUUAGGAAGUGAGCACAGUGUUCUUUUACACAAAAAACUCAAGAAAUACACGUAUAAUUAUUCCUCCUUCACCUACCCUACUAUGAAGUUCACUGAUUUGAUCUCUAAAACAAAAUUCAUUGAUUAUUUUCUUUUUAAAACACAUUUGUCCAACAGUGAAAACAUAAUAAAUUCAACCUUUUUUUUUCUUUUUCUUUUUUGCUUAGUCGUAAAGUUUUAGUUUCCCAGUUAGUUUUUCUUCUGAUUUAAUAUGAAUAAAGGUAACUAACAAUUGCUCAGCAUUUUUUUCAGAAAGGCUUAUGCAAAGUCUUAUAUUACUUUUACUAAAUAGUUUUCAUUUUCAAAACUAUUACAUUUAAUUCUGCUACUCACCACUGCAACGAUCAAGUUUCUAAAAUAAUUCCUUAAACUAAGACGUAUCUUUACAGUCAGUUGUGUUUUGCAGCUCUGUCCAGGUCCUCAAGGUUAAAAAGCUUUUGGAUCCUUAAGCGCCUGAACACAACUGAACUUUGCUUCGUUUCUCCCCAGACGGGCUGAGGCUGGUGUGAAGAUUUUCACACUUUGGUAACUUUGAGUUAAAAAAACCAACAUAUUUCCAGAAAACACGAUCCGUUUUUAUUUAAAACAUAAAAGCAACAAUUAUAUUACCUAUAUUCAUUUUAACAUUCAUUUUACCCUUAAUACAUAGAUUUUUAAACACGUGUAGAAAAAAAAAGCAUCAAUUUGUAGACGUUAAGUGAUCAUUUAGCUAGAAUAUUAUACCUCGGUGCCAUUUUGCUCUUAAUAGAGUAACACAAGUACCGGUUAGUCAGGCCGUCUGCUCCAGCAGCUAGCCUGCAGCGCGAUGCCGAUCAGAAAUGUCGGUAUUCGUUUUCCCGGUUUGUUUCCCAAAAAGUGUUACUUUUAUAAGAGAGAUGGUUGGUGCUCCUCAGCUUAGAAAUGUUUGCAAACAGCCAAAUUUAUCUUCCUUGAAAGCAAUGCUUUAUUAUGGCAAGCUGAGCAGCAGUGCACAGCAACAAAUUGGGACGGAGCAGUGCUUGAUCACUCUGUCCUCCAUACAGCUUGAGAAAACCCUGGUACCUCCGUCCCUUUCUCUGUUAUCUUUUAAAAAAAGGGGGUUUAAACUAUAGAAACUGUAUUACAGACACAUUUUUUAUAUAUAUAUAUAUAUAUAAUUCUCUAUAUACAUUGCUGCUGAUAACCAGCUCAUGCCUGUUCCAAGAUGCAUAUGGUGGUAGUCUGUCUGUCUGGUUCAAAUGUUCUGCUGGAACAAUCUGUUCUCCCCCAGAACAUAAUAUAUAUAAACUUUUUUCUUUUCUUUUUUUUUUGUCCCGAAUGACUUGUUUUCAAGUACCUUUUAGGGUCCAAACAUGGCCAGCAGGUAUAUGCUGAAGGUUUAUUUUUAUUUAUUUGUUAGCCCGCUUAAUCCCUCUUGUCCUGGACACUGCAGCCAAACUCACGGACCCUAGACCCAAAACCAAGGAGCUCCCCGCUUCCCAGAGAGAGGAAUGUACCUGCUUGCCUUCGCCGCUGGUAAAACUUUGAAGGAGGACGUGUUGCUGAGAUCAAACUCGACAGAGAGGUCUUGGUGUGGACGGUGGAAAAGCCUCCAAGAUCAAAGAACUUCAGACUGACGAGGAUUCGAGAACAUUCUGCUUUCCAUUCACAGAGCUGUGACUGUAUCGAUGCGCUUAAACGAUGAGAUUAAAAAUAUGAAUAUGUCUGUG